This is a messenger RNA of Pocillopora meandrina, 31756 nucleotides long. NCBI's taxonomy places the organism in Eukaryota, Metazoa, Cnidaria, Anthozoa, Scleractinia, Pocilloporidae. The record is from the annotation of a GenBank genome assembly.
AUGGCUGAUCGAUUCCCAUCAGAAGAUGCAAGUCGGUCAUCCCAGCCUUUGCGUGGACCAUAUUCUGAGCCGAGAUCACAACGGCAAGCCCCUCGUCAAUAUCCAGCUAGUUUGGAUACUGACCUGAGCCUCAUUACAGAGCUUCGCAGGUCUGAAGAGGAAGCUUCUGGACAUAGAUCCCUGCCAAAUAACUUGGUAAAAUUUUAUCAUGUAAACUUUACAAACAUUUUUUUCUCCUUUUGAAAUUACAGGUCCUGUUGUGUGUAUAUAUAUAUGUGUUUGUAAAAAGUCAUGUGAAUAUUGGUGCACAAGUGGUGUUCUUCUUGUUUUUACUUGGUGAUUUUUCCAUAGUACAGUUCCUUUGUUGAACUGGGAUUCUGCUAAAAGUCUUCCAGUUUUGCAUACCAUGUAAGAAAUUCAUAUGCAGGUGAAACCUGCAGAUUUGGGUUAUUUCUUUAUUCAUACACAGAGUUCUAAUGGUUAAUUUGUUUCACACUCACUUCACACAUGGUCACAUGUGUUUCACGCAUUUUUCACAUGCACUUUAUUGUUAGUGGGUUUGAAGCUCACCAUUACUGGACUAAGUCAUGAGAUUUUCUCUUAUUAUUUCCAAUAAAUUUCCCUCUUAUCUGAUUCAUUUUUGUAGUUCUCAAAUCCUUGGUCAACCCUUUGACCUUGAAGAGGGUCUGGCAUCUUAUUUCUCCUUACAGUAUCACCCCUGAAUUACACAUGAAGGUCACACAAAUAAACAAAAUGUUCACCAGCUUAAGUAGCUCUUGAUUGUUGAGCAAUUUCUCCUUGUUAGCACCUCUGGAAAUGUAUAGAGAACAAUACAGAAAAUAAGCAUACUGAUGGUAGGGUAUGAAGGGUUGACUACUUCUUUCCAUUAUACUCAGCUGCACUUUGAUACUGAAGGUAACUUUUAUUUGUGGUUGAAAGGGAUGGUCUUCAAGAGCAAGUGCUCUCUCACCAUCAGCUGCAAGUGGUGCAACAAAAAAGAAAGGAAAACACUUUGAGCAGGUGAAGCUGCCUCCUAAGGCUGGCUCAGCUAGCCCCUCUUCUGAUGGUACCCAUUUCACUAGAAAACGACACCAUACACCAGCUACAGUUCCAAGAACACGCCUACCUCCUGGUACCCCAAUGGCAGAGAGGUUGGCUAUGGAAAGUUUAAAGCAAAAACUGUCUUUUGAGGAAAAACCUGAGGUCAGUUUGGUUUGUGGUACUCACUGUAAAUCUCCAGCCUGAAGUUCAAAUACCUUCUGUCAUGAUUUAUUAAAUUUGUAAUUAUUUUUUAAUAACAACCAUUACUUGGUAAAUUAAAUGUGAAAAAAUUCCAUUGCUUUAAUAUUUUUGUCAUUGCCUGGAAAUAUGAGAAUUACCUGAAAACUUUUCAUGGGACUAAAAUACAGUUAACAGUCCAUUUUACAGUUGUGUGCUUAGUUGCCAAGCCUUUGAACAGGAGUGAGGCUAAGGGUGACCUUGUUAUGAUACAAACUUGCUGCUAUUCAAAUGUAAAUCUCUUUGUUAUCAUGCUAACCAGAUACUGGUCCUUAUCACAAUAAGGUCACUUUCAGCCUCACCCAAAUCAAAGGCUUGGCAACUAAGUACACAAUUAUAAAAUGGCCAAUUGUGAUUUCUACAUUUUUCAUUGAUAUGUGAGACAUGAUUUUGGAGAUUUGUCUCUGAAAAUGUGUAGUAGACACUAGUUGUCAGCAAUUGUUGUGGAAACCUCAUGGGAAAUGUUUGUAGUAUUUUAACCCUUUCACUCCUAGGUCUCAUUAGCAAUUUUCCUUAACAUCUGCCAUAUAAUACUUAUAAUGUUAGUCUGGAGAAGUUGAUAUUGGAUCAACUAACAAUCCCCUAAUUACUAUUUUCUUUAUUCUUAUCACUUGUCUGCUUGAUAUUUUAUUGAUCUUGUAAGGAGAAAUUCUGUCUUGGUCACUCAUGGGAGUUAAAAGGUUAAAACUCAUUCCUUGGGUGUAAUUUAAGAAUCUUGAUCCAUUCUAUUUGUUUCUGUAUUUGACUAUCCUUAACAAUGCAGCUUAACAUGAACUUGCAAGUUUGUUUGUGGAUCCAAACUCUAGUUUGCAUUUUCUCGAAUGGUGUGGUUUAACUGUCUCUAACAUGUACGUGUAAUUGGAUUACAGCGUGACGAGGAGGGUCCCCGAAGUAGAGGUGGGAGAUCCUCACAAAAUCAAUCAUCUAGCACAGCUAAUAAUGAGAGAGCAUUACCUACACAACCAAGAGUACCAGCCACUGCCAGCUUACCAGUGUUGGAGAUGAAUGAAACUGAGACAGCAAGGACUUCUACAGAGGCAGCUCCUAGAUCAACAGCUUCUAAGGUAUAAAUUCUACAAAGUUUGGGUAUGAUAUAGUCUAUGCUGUGUGGGUUUAUAUGUCUACUUAUGCACAUGCAUCCUGUACUUUAUUUACACAUAUUUUAUAAUAAGGUAUACAGAGUUCUCACUUAUUUUACACAGGAUAAGUCAAAAGAAAUUGUCAAACAGGUAGAGCAAUCCUUUUCCCCAUUGAAUUUAAAAGAUGUGAAAGCGACUUUUAAAAAAAGCCACCACAGGCUGUAAAUUUUACUAGUUAUGACCUGGAAAGAACACUGAGAAUAGCUUGUUUAAUGUUUGUGCCCUUAUUUGUGGUUUUAGACUCAUUCAAUAAUGGUACAGUUUAACUAAUAUUUUCCAGUAGCAUUCUGUGAUUUUUGUGAGUUAAUUUGAGCUGAUUUUAUCUUUUGCUGUUCAAGGUCAACACACCUUUGAUCAUUGCAAGGCUCAAUCAAGUUCGGGUAAGAAUUUAGGGAAAAUAUACAGAAGAAACUUUAAAAAAAAAAGACAGUAAAUUCUGGUAACUUUUUUACCCACUUAUUUACAUUAGCAUCCUGAUUUUUCACAUCUCAGUGAACAAGGAAGUUUGUUUGAAUUAUUGGAUAGGAAUUAUUUGCUUGGGAGGAGUGUGGAAGACAGUUUUGUUUCUUAAUGUCAGGAGUUUGGAGAAUAUGAGGGUUCAAGAGUAAAGGAUUUCUCUUAACCCUUUAACUCCCAAGAUCCGAUUGUUAAUUCUCCCCUCUUGCUACUACACAUUACCUUGUCAAUUGAUUGGGAGAAUUUGGUGUUGGAGCAAGAUAACAUCUUCUACCUGAUUAAUCUGUGUAUUCUUAUUAACUGUUUUUUGGAUAAUCUAUGGAUAUUUUAGGGAGAGGUUACAUGUUAAUCACUUCUGGGAGUUAAAGGGUUAAGGUAUUUACUUAGUGGCUGCAAUUAUUUCAUAAUGUUCAUACAUUGCCUUUAAGUGCAUGAGCAUAAUCAACACCAUUGACCAGUUGCAUGUGCUGAUAAUGUGUCCUUUUAUUCUUUCAUCAGGGCUUUCUCAAACAAGCUACUGAAAUGUUUGUCACUUUACAAAGUACAGGCAGUGAUGAAAGGGUAAGUUAAUACACUGUACUGUAUGUGAAUAUAGUCUGAAAUGGGAGAAAGUCCUCUGUUGUAUUCUUGCUUUUGCCCUUUUGUAGGAAAUUCAAUUCAAUUUGUAAUUGUGAUAGUACUGAUUUGAUGCGUGGGAGUGGAUUCACAAUGAACAUUGUGUCAUACCUUUAGAUGUGUAACUUUUGAUUUACUUCUGUGGCAACUUUUUAUUCAUUAUUAAUUGAUGUAGUGCUAGGCUGUACCAAUUAACUUUUGAAUGUUCUUCACACAGUCCAGUGAACUAAAUGCCCAAGCAGUGAAGAUUGCAAGGCUAAUCAAACAGCUCAAACAGCAAGAGAAAGCUUAUGUAGAACUUCUUGAAAGAUCAGUGGUGAGCUUUUCUCAUCAACAACACAUUAACAUAUGUACAGUACUGUGAAGAAGCAAUGAGAGUUAAAUCUACAAAAGUUAUACUUUGUUGGCAUAAAUUUCUUAAGGGAUUUCACAUGAAAUUUUAGGCCACUUUGUCAUGUUGGUUUUGCAUCAUUGUGUCAAGACAAAUGAUGACAUUCUUAGUCACAGUUUCUGUUAACGGGCAUAUGGACCCAAGGUUUUUCUCUGUUCUUGAAAGGCAUAGAGGGUUAUUGAGAUUAGUUGGGCUUGAGGUGUUGCUUUGACUGUAGGGUUCAAUUGCCAAUAGUUUUUACACAACAGGACAUUUUGCUUCAUGUAGGUCAUAUGUGACUGAUGAAAAAGGCUGCUCUUCUGCUGAACCAUUCUUUGUCAAUUAUAUGGGAAGUUUAUAAUACUCUGAGAAAAUGGUUGUUAUUGUACAAUUAUGGUAUCUUUGAGAAAUUUCAGCAUCUUACCCCUUUCUUGCUAAAAGUUUAAUAGAACAUAUUAAUAUAGGCAAUUUCUUGUAAGACUAGCUAGAAAUUUUAGCACCAGAGAUGAAAAGGAUACUGAAAAUUGAUUUUCAGUAUCCUUUUAACAAUCAGUCUUUUUUAUUGUUGUUUUUGUUCUUUUAUCUUACCAGGCUGUUGAACAUGAUUCAACUUUAGAAAACACACCAUCUCUGAGUCUGCAGUCACUAACAGAGGAGGAAAAGGUAUGUCAAAUAUUGUUCUAGAACUGUAAUUUCUGUAUACUCAUGAUUGUACAUUAGAUGAAUGUUCUUUUCACACUGCACUAAUUGCUCAGAUAAGCUAAGAAACAAAGCAAAGAAAAUAAAUACUGAGGUGAUGUAGAUUUCAAAUUAUUUGACACAGCUACUGAACAUACAUGUACAUGUGCCUUUAAUGUAGAGUGAGUCAGCAUCUAUAAGAGAUGAAGAGCUUCAAGGGCUACGUCAGCAACAUGCUCUAUUGAAAAAGAUGCUGGAGCAGCAACAGCAGGUAAGAGAGAGGAAAAAAAUUCUUCCCUGAUGCAGAAAUGGUGGCAUACUGUUUUAACUUUACUGCUUUUACUAAACUUUGGUUAUUGAUAUUACAGCUGAAGGAACUACAAACCCGACAAGCUACUCUGUUGACGUUGCAACGUGAUGCAGAAAUGCGUUUGGCUGAGGCAGAGGAAGAAGUAUGUUGAACUCACUAAUUUACUUAGCUUUAACCAAAAAUUAUGUUGGAGCUUAUAUUUUGUAUUUUUAUUUAUUGCAUACCUUAAUGUUUUUUGUAUGCUGAUUAAUUUAUGACUUGAGAAACAGUAAACCAUAUUACACUGUAUGCUGCAACUUUCCUUAAAACAUUGUUUAGGGAGCAGGUACUUUCUAAGUUUCAAUAGGAAGUAUCCUCUCAGCAGCGAGCAGGUUUCCAUGGCAACUUAUCAAUUGCCUUACUUGAGGCUCCAGUCAUUUAAAACAAAUGUAUGCAGCCUCAUUGAUAACAUAUUUUUUUCUUUUUCCUUGAAUGAGCAUGCAUAUUGUCUUAAUAUUCAGCCCCUUUCAGAAAAUUCCUGACAGCAUGUUCAGUGAGUUUUACCUGGAUAACAUAAGUUCAUCUUAUCCAACUCAAGGGCAGAGUAGACCCUGAUGAACCAGGUGCAAUUGGAGGUGAAGAUGAUGAACCUAGCAGAAGCAGAGGUGCAUCAGGAACUUCCCAAGCUUCAGCACAACUGGAUGUUGUUCCUGAGGUAUUGCAGAAUAUAGUUACAUUAAAAAUAAUAUGGUUUACUGCUUACUUCAAGUACCUUCAAAGUGUUUAGGAUCACUAUAAAGGAACAAAAACUAAAUUGCCUUAUUUGGGUGCCUUUGAAGCCAGCCAUUGUACAUGUACAUAUUUCCAUUUUUCUAAAAUGUACAAAUUACUCUCAUUUGGCUAUUGUAUACUGUAUUGAUAAUUACACAAAGUAUGAUUUCCUUUAUGUGCAAACAUGAUUUACAGUUAGUUGGUACCUUAAAUCAAUACAAAUUCAACAAAGGAAGUAGCAGUUUGUUUAACUUUCCUGGAGAAUUGUAUCACUUGACAGCACUCCAAGCCCACCCUUUAAUCAAAUUUGCCAUUUGGCAAACUAAAAUGAUAAUUGGGUGGCCAUUUAUAACUUUUUUGUGACCAAAGUAGAGAAGACUUGGGGCCCUGACUUUCUUGAGUGUGAUACAUGUACUUUCCUAUGGUAUUGAAAGCCAUUUUAUUGUACUGAAGGUUUACAUUAGUAUGUACUGUACAUGUUUGUAUUAUUUUAUUGUUUAGAGACCAAGCACAAGUGUUCUGACGGAUGACAGGCGGUUUACACCUGAAGAAUUAGAGCUCAUCAACCUUCUCAGAAAACACAAGGAAAAGGUUUGGUUACAUAAAAAAUAAUUGCUCUCUUUCUGUUUCAAUGAAAACCCUCAUUAUAAAAUUGUUUUUAUUUGUCUUGGCGCUUGUGUACUCAUAAUAAUUUUAAGUUAAAGUACUAUCCUCGAGAUGAAAAUUAAAACACAGACACAAGAUGACUUUUUGACUGCGAAAUUAACAAUUACCAAUUAAACAAUGAAGAAAGUUAAGCCCUCCACUUAAGAAAAGUAGUUAUUAAUGUGCAGCAGUGACUAAAGGAAUUACAGAAUAAACAUAGUGGAGUCUUACUACACCUUAGAGCAAUCAUUCAGUGUGUACAGGCUUGGAUGCCUUGAUCCCCUGCGGGUGACUAGCAUUUACCUUAUCCUUACCUUUUUGCCCCUGAAUCACACAUUGUGGUCACAAGAGCAAGGGAAAUGAUCACCAACUAACUUGUUGAAAAAUUUCAUAAAGAGGCCUAAAAAGGCACUACAUAGCACUUGUGCUACAGAAAAGGUUUGACAUUGGAUUAUGAUUGGUUGAUACCCAUAGAUCAUGGCCUCAUCAUACUCACAAAUUUUAGGGUCAGCGACUUACUACACUCUGAUUUAUAAGGGGGUGCUUUCAGAAGUACCAUAGAUACUUCUUGUAGGUUCAGGAACGUUUUUUAGCAAUACUCUAUCUCCUGCUCUGUUUAACCAAAUAUAUGUAUAUAAUUAUUGACUACCCAAUUAUUAUUGGACUCCCCAAUUAACCAACACAUUUGUUGCAAUUGGGAGUUCUUAUCAGAGUUCACUGACUCCCCAUUUGACCAACAAACUUCUUGCGAUCAGAAGCUCUGAUCAGAGCUCAGUUACUUCCCAAAUAACCAACAAACUUGUUACAAUUGGGAGCUCUAAUCAGAACGCAUUGACUCCCCAAUCAACCAACCAACUUGUUGUAACUGGCUGCUCUUAUACGAGCUCAUUGACUCCCUGAUCGGCCAACAAACUUGUUAUAACUAGAAGCUCUUGUUCAAGCUCUCUGACUCCGUGAUAGACCAAGAAACGUCUUGCAAUCGGGAGCUCUUAUCAGAGCUCAUUGACUCCCAGAUCGACCAACAAAGUUGUUGCGAUUGAGAGUUCUUAUCAGAGCCCAUUGACUCCCCAACAAACCAACAAACUUGUUGCAAUUGGAAUCUGCCAUCAGAGUUCAUUGACUCUUCAAUCGACCGACAAACGUCUUGCUAUCGGGAGCUCUUAUCAGAGCUCAUUGACUCCCUGAUCGACCAACCAACUUUUUAAUACUAGAAGCACUUGUCCGAGCUUGUUGCAAUUGGAAGCUGUUAUCAGAGCUCAUUGACUCUCCAAUCAAUCAACCAACUUGUUAUAACUGGAAGCGCUUGUCCAAGCCCAUUUACUCCCCAAUCGACUGACAAAUGUCUUGCGAUCAGAAGCUCCCAUCGGAGCUCAGUUACUCCCCAAUUGACCAACAAACUUGUUGCAAUUGGGAGCAUUUAUCAGAGCUCAUUGACUCCCCAAUCAAACAACAAACUUGUUGCGAUUAGUAGCUCUUAUUAAAGCUCAUUGACUCCUCAAUCAAACGACAGACUUGUUGCGAUUAGUAGCUCUUAUUAAAGCUCAUUGACUCCUCAAUCAAACAACAGACUUGUUGCGAUUAGUAGCUCUUAUUAAAGCUCAUUGACUCCCCAAUCAAACAACAGACUUGUUGCGAUUAGUAGCUCUUAUUAAAGCUCAUUGACUCCUCAAUCAAACGACAGACUUGUUGCGAUUGGGAACACUUAUUAGAGCUCAUUGACUCCCCAAUCAACCAACUGAAUUGCUGCGAUUAAUAACUCUUGUCAGAGCUCAUUGACUCCCAAAUCAAACAACAGACUUGUUGCGAUCGGGAGCUCUUAUCAGAGGUCAUAGAAUCCCCAAUCAACCAACAGACUUGUUGCGAUUAGUAGCUCUUAUCAGAGGUCAUAGAAUCCCCAAUCAACCAACAGACUUGUUGCGAUUAGUAGCUCUUAUCAAAGCUCAUUGACUCCCCAAUCAAACGACAGACUUGUUGCGAUCGGGAGCUUUUAUCAGAGCUCAUUGACUCCCCAAUCAACCAACAGACUUGUUGCGAUUGGUAGCUCUUAUCAGAGCUCAUUGACUCCCCAAUCAAACGACAGACUUGUUGCAAUUGGGAGCUCUUAUCAGAGCUCAUUGACUCCCCAAUCAACCAACAGACUUGUUGCGAUUGGUAGCUCUUAUCAGAGCUCAUUGACUCCCAAAUCAAACAACAGACUUGUUGCGAUCGGGAGCUUUUAUCAGAGGUCAUUGAAUCCCCAAUCAACCAACAGACUUGUUAUGAUUGGUAGCUCUUAUCAAAGCUCAUUGAUUCCUCAAUCAAACGACAGACUUGCGAUUGGGAGCUCUUAUUAGAGCUCAUUGACUCCCCAAUUAACCAACAGAUUUAUUACGAUUGGUAGCUCUUAUCAAAGCUCAUUGACUCCUCAAUCAAACGACAGAGUAAUUGCGAUUGGGAGCUCUUAUCAGAGCUCACUGACUCUCCAAUCAACCAACAGACUUGCUGCGAACGGGAGCUCUUAUCAGAGCUCAUUGACUCCCCAAUCAAACAAAAGACUUGUUGCAAUCGGAAGCUCUUGUCAGAGCUCAGACUUGUUACGAUUGGUAGCUCUUAUCAAAGCUCGUUGACUCCCCAAUCAAACGACAGACUUGUUGCGAUCGGGAGCUCUUAUCAGAGCUCAUUGACUCCCCAAUCAAUCAACAGACUUGUUGCAAUUGGUAGCUCUUACCAAAGCUCAUUGACUCCCCCGUCAAACAACAUACUUGUUUCAAUCGGGAGCUCUCAUCAGAGCUCAUUGACUCCUCAAUCAAAUAACAGACUUGUUGUUGUACUCCUCCUCGGGAGCUCUUAUCAGAGCUCAUUGACUCCCCAAUCAACCAACAGACUUGUUGCAAUUGGUAGCUCUUACCAAAGCUCAUUGACUCCCCCGUCAAACAACAUACUUGUUGCAAUCGGGAGCUCUCAUCAGAGCCCAUUGAAUCCCCAAUCAACCAACAGACUUGUUUCGAUUGGUAGCUCUCAUCAGAGCUUAUUGACUCCUCAAUCAAAUGGCAGACUUGUUGUUGUAACUGGAAGCUCUUAUACGAGCUCAUUUACUCCCUGAUCAGACAACAAACUUGUUAUAACUAGAAGCUCUUGUUCGAGCUCUCUGACUCCUUGAUCAACCAAGAAACGUCUUGCAAUCAAGAGCUCUUAUCAGAGCUGAUUGACUCCCCGAUCGACCAACAAAGUUGUUGUGAUUGAGAGUUCUUAUCAUAGCCCAUUAACUCCCCAACAAACCAACAAACUCUUUGCGAUUGGGAGUUCUUAUCAGAGCUCAUGCUCUCCCCGAUUGACCAACAAACUCCUUGCGAUUGGGAGCUCUUAUCAGAGCUCAUUGACUUCCUGAUUGACUAACAAACUCCUUGCGAUUGGGAGCUCUUAUCAGAGCUCAGUAACUCCCCAAUUGAUCAACAAACUCCUCGCGAUUGAGUUAUUUUAUUAGAGCUUAUUGACGACCCAAUUUACCAACCAACUCCCUGCGAUCUAAAGCUCUUAUCAGAGCUUAUUUACUCUUCAAUUGACAGAUGAACCUUUUUGUAAUCAAAAGUUCUUUUCAGAGCUCAUUGACUCCCCAAUCAACCAAGAGACCUGUGGCGAUUGGGAGCAGUCAUCAGAGCUCAUUGACUCCCCAAUUAACCAACAGACUUGUUGCGAUUGGUAGCUCUUAUCAGAACUCAUUGAAUCCCCAAUCAACCAACCAACUUGUUGUAACUGGAAGCUCUUAUACGAGCUCAGUGACUCCCUGAUCGGCCAACAAACUUGUUAUAACUAGAAGCUCUUGUUCGAGCUCUCUGACUCCCUGAUCGACCGAGAAACGUCUUGCAAUCGGAAGCGCUUAUCAGAGCUCAUUGACUUCCCAAUUAACCAACCACUUCCCUGCGAUUGAGAGCUCUUAUUAGAGCUUAUUUACUCUUCAAUUGACACAACCCUUUUCCGAUCGGGAGCCCUUUUCAGAGCUCAUUGACUCCCCAAUCAACCUACAGACUUGUUGCGAUCAGGAGCUGUCAUCAGAGCUCAUGACUUCCCAAUUGACCAAUCAACUCUUCACGAUUGAGAGAUCUUACCAGAGCCUAUUGACUCCCCAAUUGACCAACAAUGUUGUUGCAACUGGAAGCCCUUAUCAUAGCUCACUGACUUCCCAAUUGACUAACAACCUUGUUGAGAUCGGGAGCUCACUUCAGAGCUCAUUAACUCGCCAAUCAACUCUGAUACUCAUUACCGUUGGGAGCUCUUUUUGGUGUUUAUUGACUUCCCAGUUGGCGAGAAACUUCUUGAAAUCGAGAGUUCUUGUGAGAGCUCGUUGAUACUCAAAUGGAACAAUAAACUUCUUGUGAUUGGGAGCUCCCAUCAGAGUUCACUGACUCCCAAAACAACCAACAAACUUCUUGCAAUUCAAUUGGGAGGUCUUAUCAGAACUCAUUUACUGCCAAUUGAUCCACAAACUUCUUGAAAUUGGAUUUUCCUUUCAGAGCUCAGUGAAUUCGCAUUUGACUAAUAAAAGUCUUGCAAUCGGGAAGUCCUAUCAGAGCCUAUUGACUUUUGGGAGCACUUAACAGAGCUCGUUGACACCCCAGUUGACCAAUAAACUUUUUACGAUCAUAAGGUCUCAUCAAAGCUCAUUGACAUCCCAGUUGACCAGUAAAAUUCUUACAUCAGGAACUCUUAUCAGAGCUCACUGACUGCCCAUCGACUUACAAACUUUUUGUGAAUGGCAGCUCUUAUCAGAACUCAUUUACUUCCCGAUUGACAUACAAAGGAUUUAUCUCCUAGUGUCCUUCAUGCUCAAUUCUAAUGAACUUUAGGGAAGCCGGACCAUGUUUUUUGUAGCUGUCCCCAAAACUUGAACUGUGGUGAUGAACUCUGUUUCUUAAAUCUGCUGUAAUAGAGAUGAAGGUGUUUCGAUAUAUCACUAUUAAAAAUGUGCAGAUAUGUUGUUGUCAGAACUUGCUUCUUGUUUGAGGUCCAGGCACCUAAGACCUUCCACUUCAUCCUCAGCAAAGCUUUCAUCAAAAGCUUAUGUGCUUUGACUCCGCAAGUGACUGAAUUUCCUUCAAGUAGUGUGAUUGUUGAUCUUUUCCUCUUUAUAUAAAGCAACUUCAAUGGUAAGACAUUUUUCAAGUGAACAACAUAUGCCAUUUAUUCUUUUUGGCAUUUAAACUUUAGUUCACAAAAUCAGGUUUUUUCGUGGUUGCCUUAGCAGCAAUUGCCAUGAUAACUGUUACCUAACCAAACAAAAAUAUCCCACAUAACUAACUGCCCAAGUUACAUCACCUCUCCAAAUUGUAUAUAUAUAUUUUUGAUUGAGUAGUUCCGGAUGUAUUGCUGAAAAAUAUCAGAACACAUGAAUAUUGGUACUUCCAAAGUGACCUCACCACCCCUAAUAGCAAGUCACUAACCCCACAAUAUGUGACCACAACUAACGGAGUGAUGUCAUCUGGGCAUCAAGCUGCCAUCCUCUGAUGUCAAACCUGUUUGGUAGUUGGGGUGCUACCACCAAAGAAAGGUCUCAAUUGUUGAACAAAUUCUCCCUGUGAGUUCCAAAAGAAAUCUAUGGAGAACAUUAAGGAGACUAGGUUUACUGAAGUACCGGUAAGCAUCUAAAGGGUUAACUUAUAUGUACAUUCAUGAUUGAUGUUUUGGUGCAGUGGAGGGCUGCUGAUUCUGGGGAUGAGAAGGAAACAGAUGAAAGGGAGAACCAUGGGCCAAAGAGGACAAAUCAGCCAACAGUGGAACAAGUAUUUUAAUGUUUUUCAUGUUUGUGUGUUUUCUUCUUAUUUACCGUAGUUAGUGUUUGUUUUUGUUGUUAUGGUUGUUUUUUUUUUUUUAACUGAGGACUAUUUUUGUUUGAAUACUUAUAGGCACCUCAUCCAGAGAUGAGUUCAGAAGUUGCAGAUAGUGAGGUACAGUGUACACGUAAAUUGUACGUUUUACUAUCUUAAAGGCUAACGCAUUUCUGUGGCCACAGCAACACCCAAUUACAGGGUUGCUUCAACCCUCUCACUCCCAGGAGUAACCAAAACGGAAUUUUUUCUCUCACUUUCAACUCAUCACAGAGAAGAAAGAUGUUUGAAAUAAGGGCAUAUAUCAGUAAGGGAAUGCUAUUUGAUUUAACAACAAAUUCUCAGAACUAAAGUCUUAAGAAAUGUAUGGCAAACAGUGAAGAGAAUUUAAAUUUUCACUGUAGAUCUUGAGAGUGAAAGAGGUGAAGGUUUGUGGACCUAUCCUAUGAAUAUCUCUCUCAUUUUCAAGUGCCUCUCUAUUUCCUAUCCGCCAAAGAAAAAAGUACUUUAUCACUUGUCUCCCUCCAUUUGACACAUAUUAUUGUAAUUAAAAGUACCUGCGGAAAUCCCUUUAAAUUGGUACUUUCUGUUUGAUUUUAGGCUGCUUUAGCUCUUGCAAAUGCAACUCAAGAAAGGUUGGAACUUGAGAAUAAGUUGAUGGUCUUAGAGGCAAAAAAGGAGCAGAUGGACACUUUGCUAAAAGAGUUGCAGUCUCUCAAAGAAGCACAAUUAAGAAAAGGUACUGUGUACAUUUUCGAAACAUUACUGUGAUAUUCUUGUCCUUGAAAAAGGGAUCAUAAAGAGUGUGUCAUAACUAAACCGUCAAAGAUUUCUUAGAGAAGGAGGAAUGUAACAAAUUUCUGGUUUACUGUGGUGUUCUGCUUAGUACCGUGGGGAAAUUGCACGUAUUGGCUGGUGAUAUGGGGGGUUUCUGGGAUGGAGAAGCCAAGUCAUUCAGGAGGAGGAGCAGCAUCACUCAUCCAACAGAGCCGUGGAUAGGCUGCGCAUUUCGAGGCUGGUAGCGUAGUUCAUCGUAACCUAACAUAAGUGAUUAGUUGGUUUUCGUGAUCGUAACAGAGUGCGGUCUCUUAGAAUCCUUAGACGCUGCUGGUGGUGCAAGUGCAAGUGUAAAUGAGUCUAAACAAGAAGAGGAUGAACCACUCGCCACUACAUCUCAAAAGCUAGAUGAUGAGCGUAUCCUAGAGGCUCUGGAAGUUCACGAAAAACUAAAGUAAGGACCAUACGAUGCUGGCCACUUCAUAAACUACCACAAGGGUCUUUUUAUGUGUACGCUCAGCCUUACCUAGGCAACAUCAUCCAAUUCUUCUUUUUAGAUUGUCACUCUUACAGGAACGUGUAAGAGCCUAGGAUCCUUCACGUACAACAUGUAGCAUUUUGACUUUGUUGAGAAAAAAUGCCGUAAAAAACUUGCAUUGGAACAAACAGCCUGGCUUAACCCUUAGAUCCCCAAGAGUGACUAGCAUCUAAAUUCUCCUCACGAUAUCACCGCUGAAAAAAACAUCAAGGUCAUGAGCAAAAAGGAUAUGAUCACCAAAUAAGGAAGCUCUUGAUUAUUCGACAAAUUCUCCUCGUCAACACCUUAGGAAAUGUAUAGGAAACAGCAUGGAGAAUUUGCAUACAGAUAUUAGGGUGUAAAGGGUUAAGGGUACCGUACAUCAAAUGCUGCAUGUACCAAACAGUGCACAAUUAAGAGUAAUGAGCAUUGGGGUAUUUCUUGGUGUGGCAUGUGAACUCUAACCUAGAAUAUUAAGUACUCUCUGCUUCGUGUAUUUGAGACGUGGUACUUUUAUAACUGCUUGAGACCUAUGCAUGCCCAUCAUAAAUUUUCUUUUUCUAACACAGAAGCUUGCAAGAAGUGAGAGAUCGCUUGAGCCAGUUGCGGGAAUUGAUUGGUCAAUAUCAGGUGAGAAGUUACCAUUGUGUUCAGCUACGUCUCUCUAUCCUUACAUUAACCCGACACUCUUUCAUUAUCCACAUAUUUUUGGUUCUGAGACACGUUUGGUGAUUUUGUACAAGGAAAUGAAAGACAGAAAUUUAUUGUCAUAUCAGAAAAUCAAUAAACUGGGUACAGUUGAAAGCUCUAACACAACUAGUAUCAAAAACUAGUGCAAGUAACUCAUAAAAACUCUAUGAAAUAUUUGCAUACUGAAACAAAUGUAUUUAUAUCUUUUCCAUUGAAUAUAAUUUUAUUUUCAGCUUUAACAGUGCUGCAUCUAGACAGAAGCCAGACAUGAUUUACACAUUACUUUUUUUGUAUUCUCCAGCCAUCUUUAAGUGAGGUGGACAGACCAGAGAAUGGGGCACAAGUCCAACCUGAAAGAGAACGUCUCAGCUUACCUGUUCAGAGCAGUGAGGAAGGGAAGAAAUGGAAGGUGCGGUCGGAGGAGCAACUGGUGGAACCGACGAGGACUUCAGUAGUAUUGAGUGGAUGCUUAGUGCUGGUGUGGAAGACCCUGAUCUAAUGGCAAAAAUAAGGUAAAAUGCAGUCGGCAGAGUACAGUACCGCUCUAAUGAUACAAGUACAAUUCCCAACAGUUUCAUGAAGCGAGUUUUGACAUUCGACAUUCGAGUUUCGUGAUGCUCGAAGAGCUUCUCGAGGAUCAUGAUCUGCAAUUUUGAGGAAAAGAUUUAUAACACAAGUCCCUUGCACCUUUGCAAAUAUUUUGAUUUCACACAAGACUCGUGCUCUAGACAAGGCGCUUUUUAGUGUCAAUGGUACUAAACGCAAAAUGCAUCUACUGGUAAAGCCGCGUUUAUAACACAUAGUUCAAGAACAUUUGAACUUUGCGUUUACGAGCAUGGGUAGUUUCCUAGCUGAUUUCAAAAAGGGAGCCUAUGUUGCGUUCAUCCAGUAUAUUCUUGCUUCACUUUACGACUAAAAGGAGACAGAUGUGGUUGCUUUGCAGAUUACAAACGUCCUUAAGGAGGUGAUUUUAGGUUUACCUUUCGUCAGUUUGCUUCAGUUUUCGAAUGUUCUCCCUCUUUAACUUUUCAUUGAAGGACUGUUUCUGUACAAUCCAAGGUUCUCCCUUAGUUGUAAAAAUUUUGCCGGUUAGCAUGGUUAAUUAAAAUUUUUCAGUUUAAGCUGAACAUCGAGAUAAGUUUCUAGAACAUGUUUCAUUUCUCCUGUACAAAGGCAACUUCAAGAAGCAAGGGCAAGGGUUACUCACCUGUUUAAACAAACAAACGAAAAUGUUCAGGUAUGUACCUGUGGGGAAUGUAUAAGUGCAUUUUACGUUGCUUACCUGUAUCUGUUGUAAAAAUCUUAUGAUGUAUAUAAUACGAAAAGAUGCGGUGGACUACAGGCGGAAUAAAAUAUGUAGUAUUGGCCUUUGUGCUAAAUGAUUUGCACAAAAUAAUGAGCUUCAGUGGGCUGUUUGCUUCCUUGGCAAGGAUGAAAGCAACGUUGAUAUUACUGAAGUAUUGCACCAAAUAUUAAUUUUGACACUUCUGCUCUCCUUUCGAUAUUCUUUGAGCAUUUUUAAGUGUUUCGCAUUCUUUGUAGACGUCACCCGCUAGGGUGAACAAUGAACCUGUGCAGACACAGGCUGCAGAGGAAGACUCUGAGGCAGAGACCCAGACAGACACUGAUGCUGAAAGUGCAGUGAGUGGCGGUAGUUCAAGUGUUAAUGCCUUAGCUUGGCAAGAUGAUCCUGAAUUUCAGGCUAAAGUCAGGUGAGUUGAGAACAUUUUUAAUCGUUAUAGACUGAUUUUAUUAUUAUAUUUCAGGCUUCAAUCCUUUUCAUUGGUCUUUGGGACCCCUUUACUUUCGAAAACGUAUGGUAAAAGCCCGUACUUGAUAGUUCUUCAUAUGUGUUUACGGGAAGUAACGAAGCCUUUUCUCCCGAACAAUGUUACCAGCGAAGGUAAUGAUUGCAGUUGAUAUAAUCAACUUAACAAUGCGAUGAGUGGAACUUAUUGAUAAAAAAAUAGACUUUUUGUCGCGUAUGCUUUUGGAGUAGCGUCUCAUUUUUUUCUGGAUUAUAGAUCUAAAAUGACUGCUAAAAUUGCGGAAAGCGUUUCUACUCAUGAUUUUUGUUUUGUUUUGCUCUUUUUGUUGCUUAGGGUUUGUUUUUGCUUUCCAUUCGUGUAUUGAAACCAGUAAAAUAUAUUCUCAUUUUCUAUUUUCAUUUAAUAUCGCCAAGGAAACUGAAUUCUGCCAAGCAGAAGUUAAAACAGCUUCAAGAACUUGUCAAGAAGAUUCAGCAGGUAUAGCUAACUUUUGAUAAAGUAAUGCAAAGUGCAAUAUUACUCACUUAUAUGUUAACACUCUUUUUAUGAAAUCCAAACAACACCCUGACACAGUGUUCUGUACUGGUCAUUGCCGAAAGGUUUAGCGAAUUAGAGGCUUGUGUUUGCGUAUGUGCUUGCGUGUGCGUGCGUGCCCGCGUGUUUGUGAAUGUAUUGGAUGAUUUCUUCCGUUAAUACCACUCGCUUUUUAAUACCAUGUUAGCGUUCCAUGUGUAUUUUCGACCUGGAAAAAUGUGCACUCAAAUGUUCCCCAGGUAGACGUGGUAUUUUCCACGGACAUGGUUUAAAAAGUAUUAUGUAACUUUGAGCAUGAUGAAAGUAAGUGACAAACUGUCCGUGAUGGAAAGAUUUUUUUGUUUAGUUUCCGGAAUCCUCUCAAACGCUACCAGCAGAGUUGGCAGAGCUAAGCUUCGAUGAAGACGAUUUCGAUGAUGAUGAUGAUGAUGAUGACGACGACGAUGAUGACAACGAGGAAGCAGAAGAAGAUGAAAAUGACGAGGAUGGAGAUGAAAGCAACAGAUCAGAGGCUUCCUAUGACAAUGAGCGAGGGAAUGUGCAGAAUGAUGGUGAAGAAGUCUCUACGGCUACUGAGGACGAAGAGGCUGGUGAAGAUGUUCCAGUUGCAGCAGCUCUCAAUAGAAACAGAAUGCUGGAUCUCGAGGGUUAGUUUCUAGGUGUACUUAAGCUGUUUCGUUAAAGACACCGCUUUUCCUUCUCUGAGAUGUGAAAUGUAGCUGGAGGUAUUUGUAUUCUUGUUUGUGCUGGAAAGUUCUCGACCGUUGUUGACUACGGAGAACGGAGAACGUUUACCCCUAAGGAAAAGAUCCAACCAAAGUUGCGACCUCAACUUGAAAGUGAUUACCCGUUUUAUCAAUGAACAAUCCAAAUAAAAUAUCCAUGUACUAAUUUACGUCCUCAGUUACUGAAACUGCUAAUUGUUUCUUAUUCCAGGAGAAGACUAUCACAUUUUCACGUUCAAUACACAUUUUAAAUUUCUGACAGUCUGUGGGCAGAAUGAGUGCCGGGUAACGGAAAUUAUUUACCCCCAGGUGGUUCAUUUACACGUAGCAUUUCAAAAACGCUUCAGUAUGCAUCAAGGCCCGCUACUUUCGAAAGAUUCCGGUAUAAUCAUGCGACUGAAUAAGUGAUGACAACGUAUUUCUGCAAUGACGGUUUAUUUGUAUUCAGCGACAACCUUUUGACAACAUUUAUGGAACAACUUGUUGAAAGUGAUAAUCAAUGUUUAUAAUACAAAAUAGGCAAUAUUCGAAUAAACUCUUGAGGUAUGUAAGAUGAACUGACUUGAUUUCCUUGUAACAGGUAGUGACCAGGAAGCAGUGUACCAGAGGUAUUUGCAGAAACAAACGGCAGAGCUUGAACAACUGCAGCAGGAAAGACAAAGGUUACUGAAAGUUCAGGAAGAACUGGCUAGAAUAAGCAGGCAGUCUGGAAAUCACAAGACAGCGUCAACACAGGUAUAAAAGUAAUGGGUUACCAUAACACUCACAGCCGCACGUGCGGUUGUGGGGAGGCGGGUUUUGGGUGUGGAUAGGCUCCUAGUCUUCUAUUUAUUGCUAUAGAGUCAUCAAUCAACAUUUCCAGAAGUAAUCCCCAUGUAACUUCCUCUUAUCAUUUUCAAAACAAUCUGCAGCGUUUGGUCGGGGCGAGAAUUGAAAGGCUUAAGCAAGAAACAACGCCAAUUUCUUCAUACAUUAUUUACAAGGAGAUGUUAGAAUGUUAGCAGCUAAACUAGACGAUCGAGGGUCUUGUAUGGGGAGAUUAAGUUACACGAUUUACGUGUUUGUUCUUGUACACAACUGAGUGAAAAAGGAUGGAAACGUUUCUUUCAGGGGCAUGUGUCAAUAAUUUUUUCUUAGUAAGAACAUUGUUGUCAUAUCAUAUCGUUGAGCAUCGAUAAUGUUAAUUAUCGUUAAUACUUUUUUUAAAAAUUUAAUCUUAAGUAAAUCAUCUUCUAUGUGUUGUAUCACUCUCGUAAUAAACCAUUCUGAGCGUAUCUGGAGAUUUUGCCGAUUCGCUCAACCUCGACAAGUUCGCCGCUCAGGAACGGUUAAGGUGGGGGCGAAGUUAUUCUAUUCGUAACUGAUCAAAAACUCCUUUAAGAAACGAAAGUGAGCUUAAUUUAUAGAUCGAAUUUAUCGCUUCCUUCAAUCCAGUUUGGAUUUGAAAUGCUCGCAAACCAUUUUAUGACCAAGGCUUUCUCUUUCAGACAUUUCAAGCUUCCCAAGUAAAGCCACAAAAACCCGCUACUGCAGGAAUAAUGCUCAGAACUGGUGCAUUUGCCACCAGCGGAGGAGCUCUCUCAAAGAGACCAGUCAUGAUCCACGCGCCAGUGAACAAGGAAAUUUCAACGCAGACACCAUUUUAUGGUUCUGACCUGAGGGUUGCAAGAUCUGUAGACUCAAGUGAACCCCCAAGAGGUGUGUUAGUCAGUAGUGUAUACACGGCACAGUAGACAGAAUGACCUCGCACACGACUAUGAAGUUAGAGUUGUUUUAGACUGACUGUCAUGAAACCAAAACCAAAGGAAUCAUAGAGCCUAAGACUAAUCUUCUUAUCCUAAUUACAAAGUGAAGAGAAACGAGAGCAGCACAUUCUUGGGUCACUUGUGGAACUAAGGUGAAGAUCUGCCCUUGGCCUAAGAUUUGUUGGUUUUGCAGCGCGCGCGCAAAUAAGACCCAUCCUUAUUGCAAAAUGGUAAUAAAGAUAUCCAUCCAAACGAAAGUAGGGAUGAAGUGACAGGCUAAUGUAGUAGAAAUCUUGAAGGAAAAAAAAACAAAGUCGUUGGCGAAAGUGUCAAAAAUUCAUGUGAAUUUGAUUACAGCUCGUCCAAGUUCGUUGGUGUGGUCAGAACUGAGACGUCAGAGAGAACUGCACGAGGAAAAGCUAAAGAAAAGAAAACAAAAAUUUCUAGAGAAGCGAAAGAAGUCGGGGCUCGAUGAUUUGUCCGAAGGUGGGACAUACUCUGUGAGGAGUGGAAGGAGUGGUGACAUCGAUGAAGGGUUUGGUGUGAGUAUGAUGAGUGCUGACAUUACUACUGCUACCUGGGGCGGCUCAACUCAACCUAGCAGUACCCAGAAUGAUUCAGCAGUGUCCGCCGAUGAAUCUGACGAGGAGAACGAGGUGGCACAGGUAAAGCAUGUGUGAACUUGUGGCUUCCUGAAAGGAAUAUGACUUUGCAGUAGCGCGUGGUAGGAAUGGCACUUUAGAUCGAUGUUGAUCUUCUUUGCCUGCUCUUUGUUUUUUCACGCACUGUUUUAUUUAGAGGUUUUAUUAAAAGCCGAUUACAGACCGCCGCCUUUAAGACUUGGUAUCUCUGUCUGUUUAGCUUGCGAGCAGGCUCUCGUGUUUGGGUUUCACAUUACGACCCCUUUCCGGGUACAGCUGCCUAUUACACCAUCGGCAGCUACUUAUGGAAAAAAGCUGACAAAACUCCUGAUAUGAUAGUGGUAAAAACACUAAAAUCGCUGGAGAACGCAUCCGUCCGGCAGAAUCUUAUACAUGCUUAAGACUUGCUCACUCCAGAAAUGACACACUAUUCUUAAGUUUCAAAAUCAUAAAAUCUAUCAACGAUGAUAUUUUGUUCCUCUUCAGUAGCGACUUCUUGUCUCAAUCGUUACCGUCAAUUGACUCGUUUGGCUACUUUUUCCCUUAAAUUUGUCUCUUUUUGUGUCCUUGGGAGUGAUACUUUAUUGAAACGUUCAACGAUUGCGGAUUAACCGGUUUGCAAAUUACGAAGUUAAAGCAUGUUCUCUUGGUGCAACAUUUAACUUUGUUUCAUUAAAGAUCGCCGUGGAAGUAGAAGAUGAUUAUCCCGACGGAAUCGUUCAAGCCGAGGAGGAGGAAGAGGAGCGUCUUGAACCGGAGGCUUUCUCAGGAUCAGCUCAGGCAGUGUUUAGAGGCAGAGAGAGAGUUCCUCGUAUGACCACCUUUAGGGGCAGUGUAGAUAGCACCUCCCAACCCAGUAGCGGCAAGAAACGCAAGAUUGAUGGCACGGCAAUAUCUGGUAUGACUUAAAUAUUUGCGGUCGUUUACUAGUUAAUGAAGAUUUUUAUUUGAUAUAUUUAUCCUGUUUUUCUAAGCUUUAAGAGUCGUUCUUACUUUCUGGCUGCGCAAUUUGUUUGUUCAGCGUUCUGUCAAGCAACUAUCUCGUUGAUUCCCAGACAAUGAGCAAACACUUAUAUUUGAAAAUGAAAGCUUGUGUCUCCAAAUUUGCGAGAUUGGAGUUUCAGUUUUAUAGAAGCAAAAAUCGAGACAUGAGGGACAAGGUGUAUUUUUGGGCUCCAGCUCUGUUAAUUACAUACAAAGUAUACAGUCAAUUCUUGGUUUGUGUUUCAGACGGAAUACGUUGAAAUAUAGUUUUUUUCCUCCCUCACAGUUUUUCCCUAAUUUACCAAACAAGGUGGCGUGACUUACCUCUCAUUACCUUUUGCAGUACUCUGCAGUCUCGCUCUGUGCUUUUGUCAAGACAUUAAGUGUUCGUCUAACAACACAUGGAUUUACGAUCAUACUUGUGCGUGUCCUUAGAAAUAUCCGAAGUCCAUUUUAGAUCUAACUUUUGGGUAACGAGAAAUGUAAGCACUCGUGUCACAUCUGUGUAAUACCAAUCUCUACUCUUACUUAAGGUGGAGCUCGAAAAAGGGAAAGAGAGAGAGGCCUCACUUUUGAAGACUGGCCAAGAACAUUCUAUUUUGAUAGGAAUUCACGAGGAAGAAUAAGACAAGAGGUACGUUCCAUAAAACUCUUAAAAUUCAAACAAAAAAGUCAAUGAUUGUCUUUUUGGGCAUACGAACCGCAGUGAUAAGAGUCUGAAAUGAAAGAGACUUACGAGUGAGUGAGGAAGCAGAAUUGUGUAGAUCGGAGGAGUAGUGAGUGAAUAGCAAGUCUUGUUGAUAAACUUGAGUUUGAUCUAGUCAGAACCGUGAAUGUUGUGGGAAGCAGAGAAAGAAUGUCCGCUAGAUGCUAACUUCAAGAUAUAUCAAGAAAAUAUUGCCUUGAGAUUUGUUAAACCGGCAUCAGGGGUUUCACCUAAAGCCGGUUACUGGCGGUCUCCCGUCGCCUUUGAGCCCUCGUACGUUUAGCUUGCCUUGUGGCACAGCCGCCGACUACACCAUCGGCAGUCGUUUAUGGAAAAAGGAAUUGAAACCCCUGCUAGAAGGAUCUCUCUAGUAAGCGUAAGCACCUCAAUUACAGUUCCUCUUAAUUUUCUAAAGUAAAGUUUUAAUGUCGGAUUCAUGAUACGCUGCAACCUUUGUGGUUGUUACGAUCUGAAAUAGCUAAAGGUGUUCAAUGUUCUUCUUUAGAACUUCACGCCAGCUGAGCAGCUCAUCAAGGAACGAGAGCAGGAACAGUUUAACAUGGAGCGGCAGGCAUGGGAACAGCACUGUGAGCGUCUGCACCAGGAGGUGUCCGACCUCUCCACUCUGUGCAACGGACUCCUCAGAGAUCAACAGAUGCUAGUGUCUACGGUGAUUGGCAGAAGUGUUCCCUCCGGACCAGCGUCAAGCCCGAAUUUGGGUAACAUCCCAGGACCUAGUAUCGGUAAACUUAUUCAUAUCCAUUCCCUUCAUGUAGUUUCAUGAGUAUCUUGCUUAACUGGCGGAGUUGCUUGCGCGAUGACGAAAUGCACUUUAGGAAAUCGCUUUUCACGCAACUGACAGUCGAAGUCAUAUCUAAGUAAGAUUUUCCCGAAACGAGACGUUCACGCCAAUGAACGAUCGUUAACUUUUUCAAAAUCUUAACAUGUAAUCCUUCGAAGAUGAUAACUCCACUGAUUCGGGAAUGUCAAUUCAUUAGCAACAAACUUAUUCUGGACGUACAUAAUGUUACUUAAUUCUUCUUUGAACUAUUAUCGAUACCCAGCCUUAUUUUCUACGGUUCAGGCGGAAAUCCGUUCGAGCAAUAUCAACAAAGGCAACAAGAAGCUUAUCAAGGACUUCAAAGCUUCUUUGAUCAACAGCGUUAUAUGCAGCAGCAACACCAGAUACUGCAAAGCCUCAACCAGUGUUAUUCACAGCUUCAGCAGCAACAUCAAGAUAUGGCGACCCUUCAACAUCAAUUCCAGCAGCUGUUUACGUACAACCCCUCCGCUGCAGCAAGUGACCACAAUCCUUCACCACACAGACCUCAAACUGUGACUCCUAGCGUUUUAAAUAAUGCGUCUCCCUCCUUCAUGAGUCUGCCGUCGCAUAGUGUUUUGCAGCCUCCCUUAUCUGCGCCUCUGGUUAGCCAGUCACCUUUUACCAGUGCAUAUCAACCGCCAUCUUCCGCACCUGUGUUCAGAACUUCUUGGUAUCCUCAGUUUGGUCAGGUGGGUGGGUAGCAGUCUUUACGUUCUAGGGAUAGGAUUAAAAAAAGAGCAGUUUUUGCAAAAUUGCCAUGGAACCGUCUUGUGCAUUAAGUAACACGCGGCAUAAGUAACCCAACAAUGUUGCGUUUGGAAGGAAAAUCGUUAAAAUAACUGUGACCGUUACAUGAUAAAAUUCAAACUUAUAUUGCAGCAAGAAAAUGAUAGUUAUUUGAACUAAAUUGAAUGAAUGGACAAAUUAAUGAGUAAAUAGAUACGUGAUUCUCUGAAUACGUACAUAAAUGAAUGAGUGGAUGGUCAACGAAAUAAUCAGAAUGAUUUUUUGACUGGAGAGUGCAUGUGACUUACAAAUAACAUGUCUCAAAUGAAAUAUUUCGUGUCUUCCUUUUCCGAUGAAUUCUAUUUUUCUGAGCAAUUUAUUAGCACGAAACUAUCCAUUCAUUUCGCUAAUUGAACAUUUUUCGAGUUGUUUCAUUCACUAUUUGGUUAAUGUAUAUUGUUAUAAAGCUUUGGGAUUUACAAUCACCAUCAUUAGUCCCUUCGUCAUUGAUGCAGUUUGUUUUGUCUUUCCAGCAAACCACAUCUACUGAUCCACCACGACAAGCUAUGCAGGAAACUUUCAGUGUGAACCCAGACACAGGCAUACCAAGUCCAAAGUCUACUUCACACCGUGGGCAUCCUGUUGAACCUGCUCCCCCUCCACCCACCUCGUCAGGCACGGGAAACCCUGUAAUGGUAGUUCGAGAGGUGGGACCUAGCGCGACAGGAGUGGGUCUGUCUCCUGGUAAUGCUAGACUUGAACGGAAAUAUGAUCCAAGUUCUUAUCAAGGUAGAUAUAUGCAGUGAUGCUGGAUUUGACAUUUAACCGUGGGCAGAAGAUGGUUCCCUAAUUUGUCACGUGUGAACUUUCUCGUGUUGUUUAGUCAAUUAUUCACGGCUCUAGUUUUUAUACGGAAGACAAGCAAGAAUGUUUCGUUAAAUCCAAGGUGUGACUUUUGAGCGUCUUUAUAUAUAUAUAGUCAUGAAUCAGUGCACUUUGUGCAUCUUUCAGAACCGAUAUCUACAAGUGCAAACGUACCGAAAACAGGGAGCAGCCCAGAUGUGAUUGGUCGCACGUUUAACACACCUCUUAGAGCAGCGGCCGCGGCCGACCUAGCACAGAAAGAUAAAUCAGCCUCAAGGGGUGCAGGAUUCAGUUUAGCCCAAAAACUCGCAGCUGAGUCAGUAGAGACGUCUUCAAGAGCUUCAAGUGUGCCUGGGGAUGCACAGGAUGUUGCAAAAGGGUAAGCGAACAUAUAUCUUUUAUUCGCCAGCCGGGAGGUCUGUAUUGAGAAAAACUUUUCCCUCUGUCUUAAGUAGGCCCCCGGCCUACGGCCUCGACACCUAAACUUAUUGAAAUGCGUACUAAAAGAACCCGAAUGAUUUAGGGCUGUAAUUGCGGUUAGGUCCUCCAUAAACCGAACAAUUUUUGAGCGAGUAAAUUGUAGUUAAAACAGGUAACGCAAAUUAAAGAGAGGCUUCACCGAGACGAUUUUAUUUGUGUAAUGAUAAAGUUGAUUCAAAAGGCUUCCAAACAAACUUAGACAAAUUUUUUUUUACAUGUAUCUGUCACGAUCUGACACCUGUCGAUCAUAGAGCGCGUAACAAAGCAAAGUGCAUGUACACUCUUGAUAAAAAAAGGCAACCACAACAAAAAACGGUACUGGUUUGGCACACAAACUCAAGUUUAAUUACUGUCACGACAAUUUUUUCUUCAAAAGUAUUCAAUGAUCUCACGGAAAGUAUUAUUCACUUUCAUCGAUGAUUAAUGUACGAACUAGAAUACCUCUGAUCAGUCAGUUAAUGGUAAGGAAAGUAGUUGUAAAUAAAUUAACCCUUCUACUCCCAGAUCAAAUUUGUAACUCUUCUUACUUUCAACCAUACAAUUCUUAUAUUGUUAGCUCAGAGAAUUAAAUAUUACAUCAACUAAUUAUCCUCAAAUUGAUAUUUUUCUUGUUCUCCUCACUUACCUGGUUGAUAUUGUAUUGAUGUUGUAAGGAGAAAGUCUGUCUUGGUCUCUCAUGGGAGUUAAAGGGUUAAAAUGUAUGUUGUUGUGGGACUCUGCUCGUUUGUUUGCUGCAAUGGCGUGUAUAAAAUCUGGUCUUUCUUCCACCGAAAACUAAAGUCAAAUGAGACACUAUCUUCACAAUGGGAAUUUAGUGCGGCCUUUUCUCGUUGAAUUCCAUCGGUUUGUGUAGUGCGAUUUACUGUACAAAUGACCACAUUGAACAUACUUGCAAAGACUUACGGAGAGCGUAUUUGUAGUGGGACUGAAGACUUCGCUCACCGUUUUACAACUAAAAAAUUGUUUCAGAUAAUUGAAUGAAUGAAAAUUCCGUAGGUAGAUUUAAUUAUAAACAAUUACAGACAAUUACCUCACAAUUGGACUUGUAGCCCUCCAUCCAGAAUACGUUAAGAAUUUUUUUUUCAGCCUAGGGCUUAUUACGACAGUUUACGGUAUGUCUUAAUAAUUUGAUUUAAACAAAAGGAUGGCGAUGCCAAACGACUCGUAGUUUUGUCAUUUUAAUAGCCUAGAUAACAUGGCGACCAAAUUAAAUGUAAACUAGGGAUAAUCAAAUGCAAUCAUUUAGUUUUCAUUGAAAAUGUUCGGAGCAAAGUUGAGUAAAACACUGUUUCCUUUCUUCCUCAUUUUAACUCUUUAGGUCUUGGCAAGAGGCAGAUAGGUAGGAUCAAUUCGUUCAAUUUGAUACUACGUUUCUGAUACAUAUACUUAGUUAUCUUAACCUAUUAAUGCAUCGUACUGAAAUCCUGCAGGGCAUCAGAGGCAGGCAGCGAGUUUUCACUUUUUGAAGCACUCAGAGACUCUAUUUAUUCCGAAGUUGCAACGCUCAUUUCUUUGAACGAAUCCAGACCACAUUUCUUGGUAAGCGCUGAUUGAACUUUAUUCCAUUUUUUAAUUCUUGUAUUUAAUGUUGAAAAUAAGAACUGGCAAAGACUCCGCUAGUGGCGAAGUAUCUAGGGUUUAUACGUAACCUCCUUUUUAGUCUGGUCACCGAAUUAUAAGGCGUUCAUGCGCAUGCGCAUGCCCCUUCUCGCAUUAUUAGUCAACACUAAGCAAGAUAGUGUUUGUACAUAGUUCACUCUGCUUAUCACCUAACUUUACAUUAAAAAGUCUAAGUAUGGCUAAAAUGUGGCGCUAAUUUUUUUUCUCCAGCUCGAAUUGUUCAGAGAACUACAGCUGUUAACAUCAGAUUACUUAAGGCAGCGUGCGUUGUACGCUCUACAAGAUUUGGUAACAAGAUUUUUAACUGAGGACUCAGUUGGUGCUGAAGGAGGGCCUCUGCAGCAAGCAGUAAGGAUACUUUAGUUUAAUAUCUAGGGUUUGUUUCGUUUGUCGUCGCUUUAUUUGUUAUUCAAUCUGUUAUCGGUAUGUUUUUUAACUCUCCUUUCCGCGAGCUCGCUCUUUCACUUAUGACUUUACUUCUUUGUUUCUCGUGUCUCGGACUGCGUAUUUUUGUCUCGUUGCUUCUUUAUCCAUUCGUUUAUGUUUUUACAGCGAUUUCAGGAAUGGCUAGGUUCCAAUUCUGAACUGACUCCAAGUGAAACAGUAGAGACAUUUGAAGACGACGAAUCUGAGGUGAGAUAAACUGUGCACCUGGAGAGGUCGUUACUUUGUAUCUGUCUCUUGUACCAGUAUCAUGUCAAAGGAUCAUUGAGAUUGAAAGUAUGUAAACCUUUAACCUCUUAGGAAUGACCAGCAUCUAAUUUUCCCCGCAGUAUCACCCUCGAAUCAAACAUUAAGGUCACGAGAUUAAAGUAAAUGAUUACCAGCUAGAGAAGCUCCUCAUUCUUAAUCAAAUUCUCCUUGUUAAGACCAAAGGAAACAAAUAGAGAUCAGUAUGGAGAAUAUGCAUACUGAUGUUGAGGUAUAAACGGAUAAGAAAAGGACCUUCGUGAGUGUUCGCUAAAUACAGGAUGACCUCCCUACACAGCUGCUGAUUUUUCAGCUCUAACAACGUGUAGAACAGGGUGAGUAAUAGUCAGACUGGCUCUCUCGUCUGAAUGGAAUACCGGUUAAUUUCUUUAAUAAAUAAUUCUUUUUGGUUGUUGUUGUUUUUUUUUUUUUACUUUGUUACUUUGUAGACGAGAGAGGCUGCAGUCCCAGCCGAAACGGUGACAGAAGGAAUCUAUGACUACGCAGAGAAUGUCGAGUCAGGAAGCACCCUCUCCACACCAACAUCGAGUCACGCUGGUGAGGCACCCUUUGCGUCUGAAGGUCUGGGAGACACUGUCAUUCACCUCGACAAGGUAAGCCGCGUCAAAAGAAUAUCAAUGCUGGUGAUACAAUAUAAUCCGGGCUGAACUUUAAUUAAAGGCUAUGUAUAUCUACUAUGACUGGUUAGUCAAGGUCGCUCCCUUUUACCCGAUAUGUAAAUUCCCAGCGUCAUUCUGUACUCCAAUGGAAAAUGCAUGACCAGAAGGAGAAAUUUCCCGGGAAGAGGGCUUAUUAUUAUAUAUCUAUUGAUUCGUGUGGUCAAUGCUGACUUAUGGAAGGAGCCUUUAGAGUUAAGUAAAGGUUAGUUCUUGUACCUAUCUUUGAAGGCUCUUAGCAGGAUGCGUGAAUAUGAGAGACUGAGAACUGAAGGGAAACUGACUGAACUUGUGUCUGGUGCUGCCUUGUUAAAAGGGGACAAACACGUCAAAGACGACGUCACCACCAGCUCUGCUGGAGAUGUAGGAAGCGAAUCUUCGAUAUCGGAUGUUCAGGUUAGCCCUGUUAGCACGCUUUCUCAAAAAUAUCAGUUCUGUUUCAUAUAGCUGUUUUCUAUGUCUUACGUUGCGCAAGUACGUUCGUUGCCAUCAAAUAAUAAUUGUGCUGGUCGUUAUGGCAAAUUUGUCUCCAUCGACCCCACUCUGAGAUUCACUUCUGUAACCUGCUGAUUCGGCGUUUGUAGGGGAAAUGUUGUGUAUCGUUAAAUUAUCCAACCUUUUUUUCAUAGUAUCCAAGAAUCGAUACUCAAGCCCUGGACCAUCUCAUUAAGUCAAUCAUGUCGGUAAGUACAUUGAGAGCACUCAACACUUCCUGUCCCAAAAAAAAGUUCCAAAGUCAGCAUUUUUUUAAAAAAUCUCAUAAGAUCACGUGGUUUUUGUCACUUUCCACCUUAUGUUCUACCCUAAGUUCGUUUAGUGACGUUGGAAAUGUUAAUUAGUUAGCGUUAUUUAGCCCUCUUUUAAGAGUAAGUGCCUUUUUUCUGUGCAAGUGACAUCGUUAUUGGGUUUCGUUCCAUAAUCUAACCAUGGACGUAUCCCAGUUUCCUUAACCUUUAGUGACAAGGGGUGCUACCACCUCCCUCAGUGAACGGGAUGUCAGUCCACUGCAGGUAGUAAGUCAGGUUUUCCUCGCAGCUUUUCGAAACUCGUGUAUACCUCUAGUUUAAGGGCUAAAGAGAAAGUUUACUGUCUCGUCCAAGAACGCAACACAACGAUGUGGCCUGGGCUUGAGCCUUGUGCUCUUGUAGUUCAAAUAAAUGAAACUGACAAUUUGAAUUCCUACGAAUGCCCUUGUAAGUUUCUGAAGUUAGAUUUGGAAACGAGAAAUAGUUUCGAGACACUUGUUUGACAUUCAUAGUGGUCAUGACUUUUUUAGGAGGUAAUACCUUGUUUGAAUGAACACAUGGAGGAUACAUGCACAUCUGAUCUGUUGGGUUAUAUAAGAAGUCUGGUGUUAUCACGGAUUCAAGUUAAUGAAGAUCAGGUAAGCUUACUUUUAUUCUACAAUGGAAAAUUGGUGUUCUUAUGUUACUUUUCUUACAUAAAAGCCAUUCUGCGGUCUUCUAUUCCAUCAUAACAAGUUUGAAAUUGACUUUUUUUUUUUUUCUUUUUUUCCCACAUUUAAGGAGUUUGGAAGGUUCUUUCACAAACAGCUGGCUUCCAUUCUUCAGGAUUCCUUAUCAAGAUUUACUGAUAGAACGUGAGCUAACUCCUGUUUUUUUUUUUAAUUUAAUUUUGGGUUUAACUUUUACCGCUUUCCUAUGCCAUUGUUUUCCCUUUAACUCCUGGGAGUGUCGAAACUUCUAAAUCUUUCCAUAUAUUGUCACCAAUUGUAGUAGCGUUUCAGGAACAGUUCCAAAAAAGAGGAACUUGACUUAAAACGCCUUUCUUUCAAUGACUUUGUCUUGCUAGAAUGAAAGACUGUGGAGAGGAUAUGCUUGUGGACAUGUCUGAGAUUUUGUUCAACGAGUUGGCGUUUUUCAGGCUUAUGCAAGACUUAGACGGGUGAGAAUUUCCGUAACAAGAGUGUUACAUAAAUUGAAGGCCUCGUCUAUACCGAGGUAGUAAAAUUGAAAAUCCAACUUUAUCCCUACAGUUAUGUCUACCUUCCACGCAAAUCUGGAAAACAGAAUAAAUUUAAAAAACGCCAUUUUCUCUUCCUAUUUUGCAUGAAAAACUUGUCGUGGUCGGAAUUUAUUUUCCGCAUCACUGUCGCAUCAUCCUGUGAUUUUUAUUUUCAUUUUAUUUGGCGGCAUGAUCAAAUCCUUAGUAGCCGUAUGUCUAAUAGUCCUAGGUUUCUGCCGCCUGUGAUUUCUCUUCCUAAAAAAACAAUUUGUUAAGGUUGGACUCAUAAUUUAUUAUUAUCUAUUUUUUUUUUUCGAAAAAAGCAUACAACACCGUUGCAUUACUGUGUGAUUUUUAUUUGUAUUUCAUCUUGCGGCGUGAUCAGAUCCUUAUUAGCCGUAUGCCCAAUAGCGUAGUCGAGAGUUCUUUUCUUAUAACUUGGUUGUAAGUGUUACACGACUCUACAAUAUUUAUCUUCCCGUGUUACGCUUUUAAACAGAGGUCGAGGAGCCAGCCAAAGGCCAACGUGGCGACAGGUUAGUUUCGCUACUUACUCUGAACGUGCUUGUCGCUGUUUUACACUUUACACUGCGUGCUGAUUUACCAAAACUUCAGGCUUUAUAUGAUGUCAGGCAUUUGAUGUUAUUAACUCAUAAUCAACUUUCUGUGCUUUCUGAUGUCCAGCUAUCGUUGUGGUCAACCCUUGUAUUAGCUUAAAAUGUUCGUUGUAUACUCGUUUAUGAUUUCGUAAAUUUUCAGUUGCUUCCUAAAAGUAAUGUGGUGUUUCAAUUUUUUUUCUGCUUUACCGUAUCCUUAAACAAUUCAAGUGAUCUUACACCACCUCCUAAACGCAAAGCCGACUUCCCACGUUAGAAGCCAUUUACUUACGUUGACUUUGGCUUUUCGUGGACUCGUUCUAACUUCUUUGCUCAGGUCAAAUUUACAAUUUCUUUCUUUGUAGAUAUUUAACACUCUUAUUGUUGAUAUGUGAUAUAUUAGGGAUUUGACUCAGCAAGCACAGACACUGGAACCGGUCAGGACGGAGACAAAGAGGAUGAUGAUGAUACUGAAGAAAAAGAAGAUAAUCCACGAAAUGACAGGUGGGACGCAAGGGCUCUCAACUAAAUUCUGACGAAUAUAAUCUAGUAAAUUAUUUUGUUUUUACGUUGCAACACUUCCAGUGUUAUUGUUAUUAGCGAUUUCCCGCGCCUCGGGUCGUUUAGAUGGGUUUUUCUUUUACUUUUCUUAGGCUCCUCUUCCUUUUGUAACGUACUGUAACGACUAGUCUGGAAAACAGCCGUUUUAACGUCAAAAGAUGAUCUUAGUAGCGAUAUGCCCAGAUUGAUGAAUAUAAGAGUGACUUACCGUGACUUUUAACUUUAGGACAAACAUAUAAUUAUCCUGGGAUCGCAUAGAUGUUGCAGUUGUUUUGUCAUAACCUUAUCAGCCCCAAUUCGCAACUUGCCUUCCGUGAGGUGCUGAGUAGUUGAGAGGAUGUACACAGCUCACACGGUUUUUAACAAGUCCUCUUGAAUUUCAUUACUGGGCCACCAUCUUAAGCAAUUUGACGGUGACUCUCCUCAAGUCGAUAGCGAUUUCUGUAUUGAAGCAUUUAAAGCCAUAGCUGUCACCCUAUUUGUCGGUCAAACUGUGAAUUUGCCCUGAACAGCUGCAGAAUCUUGAAAUUCGUCGGCUACUUGUUUCGCCAGCUCUGGUGAAACCAUCAGAGAGAAACCAUGACACUCCUUUUUUGCAACUCCAAAAGCGAUAUCAUAAGAUUUACGUUCUAUGUCUAGUGCUGUGGAAGAGGAGGGUGUAAGCGCAACCGAUGAGCGCGAGGGGGCUGAAGGCGAGGAAGAGGAACAAGAACAUGAUGAAAGCAGCGAGGAGUCUUCAUCAGAGGAGUCAGGUGCCGAAGAUGAUGGCGCAGAGGACGGAGGACCGGAAGAUGAAGAGGAGGAAGACGAAGCUGCUGCAGCUUUGCCAAUCUCCAAGGAGCAACAAGAAGCAGAGGAAGAAGAUCUUGGAAAGGUUUGUUUCAUUUGUCAUGCUAAUGGAGUGUUCUCGCUCUGAGCAAGCUGUUACGUUGAUUGGAAAGAUUUGCGUAACAUCCUUUGAAGAAGUUAUGUCUCAAUAUUUUAAUUCUUUUGCCUUAAAAUAGUAAGAAGGAUUAAAAUUGUAAUGUGGUUUUAAGACGAAAAACAACAAUAAGUAAGAAUAAACUGACGAACUACAACGUGAAGUGAAUUUAAAGAGAGUGAACUGGAAAACUUGGGCAGUAAUGUUGUUUGACUCGAAUCUUAACUUGGUUUUGCUGUAUUUUUCUCUUGCUUUUUUGUGUAAAUUCAACCUUAUUUUAAGCCUUAAUACUGAUUUACGUGAGACAUUUUUAGAGGGAAAUCAUGUUUUGUUAUUUUUGUGGUUUAAGACGAGAGAUGAUGUAAUGGCCACUCAGUUUGAAGAGAGACAAAGGCAAGUAUCUUAGCAGAACCAUUUGGUGCAAAAUUUAUAUUUCUAAUAUAAACGUGCUAGUUCCUCCACUGCAGUGUUUGUUUGUGCCUUGCUCAUGUUCUUCCCCGUGUAUUGAUUUCCUAUGCAGUUUACAAGACAAUAGCAUGGUGGAUUCUCCACAGGUAAUGUGAGCAUUAAAACACAAGUCAUGGUCAAGUUAUUGUAUCGUGCUGAAAUAUUUACAUGACUAACUCUUUUUUGUGUGUGUAUUACAUUUUAGAAUUGUGUCAAGUUAGAGUUGUCAGCAAGUGAAUCAAAGCCUUUUUCAAG